AUGAGCCACCAACGAUACCCAUCCCAUGAGACGGCCAAAGAACCGCACUCGGUGUCUCUUAAAGUUCUGCGACUGUCCCGGCCAUCCCUCGUCGCCCAAUACCCCCUCCAACCGCCAUUCUCCGCAACAUCUCAUCCUCCGCCUAUACCGGCCUCCCUCGCCUACAGUUCCAAUGGCUCUGCCAGCGCCCCACCGACAAACCCAGCUCCCUUCGUCCUAAGCCCCAUCCUCAACCUACCCCCGUCCUUCGGCUCGGCGUAUGUAGGCGAGACCUUCAGUUGCACUCUCUGCGCGAACCACGACAUUCCUCCGCCGUCCAUAACCGCCGAAGGGCGAAUACCACCACCGCCCGCAGCGGCAGCAACCGCGGCUGCCAAGACGAUCCGCGAUGUGCGCAUCGAAGCAGAGAUGAAGACCCCUUCCUCCGGGACACCCAUCAAAGUGUCCCUGCUCCCCUCCACCCCAGCCGAAAACACAGCACACGACGGCAACAGCAGCGACAGUGGCGUGGACCUCGAGCCCGGCACCUCCCUUCAAAAGAUUCUCUCGUUCGACCUCAAGGAGGAAGGGAACCACGUACUGGCCGUGACGGUGUCGUACUACGAGGCGAGCUCGCUGUCGGGCCGGACGCGCACGUUCCGCAAGCUGUACCAGUUCAUCUGCAAGGCGUCGCUCAUCGUGCGCACCAAGCCCGGCGCGCUGCCUGUGGGAGACAGGGGCCAGCGGCGGUGGGUGCUGGAGGCGCAGCUGGAGAACUGUAGCGAGGAGGGGGUGCUGCUGGAGAGCGUUGGGUUGGAGCUGGAGAAGGGACUGGGGUAUGAGGAUUGUAAUAAUUGGGAUUCUGACGGUGGUGGUGAUGGUGAUGGUGAUGGUGGGGGAUGGGCAAGGGGGAGGAAGAGGCCGGUGCUGCAGCCGGGGGAGACGGAGCAGGUCUGUUUUGUUAUUGAGGAGGAAGAGAAGGGAACGGCGGUGGAGGUAGAGGGCCGCCUGGUCUUUGGGAUUCUGCAGAUUGGCUGGCGGAGUGAAAUGGGGAAUAGGGGGUUUUUGUCGACAGGGAAACUGGGAACGCGGUUUGUCAAGCCGAAA
Messenger RNA from Parathielavia appendiculata, 1086 nucleotides. RefSeq lists its product as uncharacterized. Gene Ontology annotation, cellular component: TRAPPIII protein complex. The annotation marks the transcript as partial. The transcript has 2 exons. The record is from RefSeq and is a predicted model, not a curated record. NCBI's taxonomy places the organism in Eukaryota, Fungi, Ascomycota, Sordariomycetes, Sordariales, Chaetomiaceae.